Messenger RNA from Salvia splendens (bonfire salvia), 2709 nucleotides. RefSeq lists its product as uncharacterized. Bases 123 to 2600 code for a protein of 825 amino acids. The record is from RefSeq and is a predicted model, not a curated record. The transcript has 3 exons. Lineage: Eukaryota; Viridiplantae; Streptophyta; Magnoliopsida; Lamiales; Lamiaceae.
UUGCAUUCAUAUUAUGCCACUCGAAUGUAGAUAACACGCAACGGAACUCAUUUGAGACGACGCUCUCUUGCUUUUUUCAUCAACAUACACUUUAAACCCUAACACAUCAUCGGUAGACAGAUAUGGAAUCAGACGAAUCCACUGCAAUUCCAAUUCAAUGGAGUCAUGAAGCCAAUUGGAUCAUCGCUCACGGCUCUCUCCAAUCUACUGUCACCGUCGACUCCUCUGACCACCCGAUCGCAGAGCCUGACUCGGAAAAUACGGCCACUAAAUUUCCACUGAUUCUCAAGCCUCCUAGCCCCGAUUUCGGUCACUGUGAAAUUAAGAUAUGUUUUAAGCAAAAGUAUGAGGUUCGCCAAAUAUAUGUUCGGAGCACUGCACGAGCAUAUGAGAUCUAUUAUGCAACUUCUCCUAAUAGUAUAAAUGAAUAUCUCUCUACUGUUCGGUGUGGUGUUGCUGAACGUGAUGACAAAGUUCUCCAAACCAGUUGUGUUGAAGAUUUUGCAGAGGUGCAUGGGGACUCUUUAUCAGGAGACGUAGCUGCAGAAACUGCUUCAAGUGGGGGAAGUACUGCCACAAGUGAGGAUGAUUGGGUUAACAUAAAAGUCCCUGGGAGGAGCAGUCCUGCUUCAGAUAAGACCAGUACCGUUGGAGUGAACAAUGUACAGGACUUCUAUGAGGCUACAGCACAAAUAAGUGAUUCAGAGCCUUGUUUGUCACUUACAAUUCGAUUAUUAUCACUUCACGACAAAGGACAUGUAUAUGUGGAUGAAGUAUAUGUGUUUGUGGACCCUGUGGAGUCAACUGAUUCUGGAAAUGGGGCUGCGCUGGCAGGAGGCUUGGCACAAAGUUCUCUUAUGGCCAUGUUCAUGCCAACCCUUCUGCAGUUAUCCAAAUCAGGUGUAAGCCGAGCUCAAGAAAAAUCUGAUGAGGUGCUUAAGAAUAGGAACAUGGAAUUGGUAUCAACAACAACCGACAGAAUUGAUUCUCCUCAACAAGUUCUGAAGCCAAAGGAAGUUUGUAAGGAUGAUACUGAGUCAGCUGAACAUCAGCAACACACUUCUGCAAAGAAAUAUUGUAUGGCGGCAAAUGAAAGUAGUUUUCAGCCAAGUCAUCUUGAAACAGCUAUGGAACAGCUCGUCUCUCGACUGAGCAGAGUGGAAGUUAUAUGUUUGAGGUUUGAAGAGAAAAUGUUGAAGCCAAUAGAAAGGAUAGAGGAAAGGCUUCAACAAGUUGAGAAUCAACUUGAGAAACUUUCCAAGAGUUCUCAUGAGUUUGGUUUGCCACAUUGCACAAGAAUCUCUGCCCCUGCAUUUUCUUGCAGUGGAUCAGACACAAGCUCUUUCUACAAUAAUGAACUUGAAAAGAAGGAUUUUACAAGUGAUGACCUGCCUGACUCCCUUGAGGCAAAUUUUAAUCCUGGCCUUAUUAUAACUGCUCCUGAAUUUUCAUAUGAAGAGGAUGAAGAUAAUGAUGAUUUGAAACCAUUGGAGGAUUCUCUUUGUGUGGAACCGAAGAAAACUUUGUCGAUCGAUGAUGCUUUGGCAGCAGCACUUAACGGAUUUAUGUCUAGUGAAGCUUCUGAACCUAUACCAAUACCUAUAGGUCUCCUUGGUGAUGAAAAUGAGGAAAUUCAGUAUCAGGGGCAUGCUAAAUUUUGUCAGACAGAGACUAGAGAAUUCCCUGCUGCAGAGAGUGGCAGUACAGAGUCAUCACAGAAUGUUCAAGUCUUUACGAUUGAGGCUCCUGAUUUUACUUUGGAAGAAACUGGCAGCGAGGAGCAAUUGAAUUCUGUCCAGUCCUUGUUCGAUGUGGCUUCUGUUACUGAAAAGGAGAAAGUGGACUUUGGUAAUGAGAUGGUCCCUCUUAGCAAUAAUUCUGCUGAUACGUCUGAUGUUGGUAUAAAAGAAAGCACAGAUGAGUUAGGUUCACCAUUUAAUGGUAACUCCCCCACUUCUUCUAAUGGAUGCUUGAAUAGGAGCUCCACAGUAAAUGUGAUAGAGACUUACUUUGAAGGGAAUACGACCAGUGGUCGUGAUGAAAUCACUAGCAGUUCUGCACCUAGUCCAGCCAAAGACUCAACGGAUACCAGCAUGCAUCAGAUUUCUGACGAGAGUAACCUAGGAAAAUUAAGUAGUAAGCCCGAUGAUCAGGAUGCUGCUUCGCAAGAGAUCAUAGGACAGGAGGCUGAGAUUGCCUCUGAAUCUGAGCAGCAAAAUGUUGCAAUAGAAAGCAGUGAAGAUCAUGACGCAGAGCAUGUAUCCGGCCAUUCUAACGUUGCUUCUUUCUUAGACUUCGAGUUACCUAUUUUAGAGGUGAAGUUCACUUCUGAGUUGCGCAUGAGUGCCAAGUCUGCCCUUGAAGCUCUUCUAGAUGAUGAAGCAUCAGAAUCGAAUACUGAAGCUCCUCUCACCGAUACGAAGAAAGAUGAUGGUAUUUGCAUUGAUGGGCAUGAAACAAUAGACGUUUUGUCAAAAAACUGCCUUUUGGUAGAUCUUGAAGUUUCUGAAGACACGGCGGUCUCUUCACAUUUGGAGGGUGCAGCAUCUCACAGUCUAUCUCCUACAAGCUGCUCGGAAAUGGCCGUAAGUCUCAUCUAAUACUUUUGAUAAUAUCGAGUCGCUGCUAUGUAUAUAUGAUGACAUGGAUAAAAUCGCAUGUGCUGCAACCUUUCUUUUUAUGAGACUAUUUCAAAAUUUGUGUAUCCAA